AUGUCUUCACAGAAUGAUAUAAUAGACCCUGCUUCUUGGCCACCAGGGACGGUUCGGCUUGAGGAGCUCAGCCCCUCGGGUGACACCGCAGAGGUGGUCCUCGAGCCCAAACCGACAAACGACCCAAAUGACCCAUUAAAUUGGCCACAAUGGAGGAAGCACCUAAACUUUGGAUUCGUUUCCUAUUAUGUUGUGAUGGUUCUGGCAUUUAUCGACGUCGCAACAGUCACCUGGGGCCCAGUGAACGCAGAAUUGGGCUUCAGCUUCGCCCUCCUGAACGACAGUUACGCCGCCGGCUGUGGAGCGCUAUGUAUUGGUGCUGUGAUCCUCGUACCCUUCGCCCUGAAAUUCGGAAGACGCCCAGUUUACAUCUUCAGCACUGCUGCUCAGCUUGGAAUCAGCAUCUGGUCUGCGCGGAUGCACAAUGUCGCAGACCUGAUGCUGGUCAACAUUCUGAGUUGUAUUGUUGGAGCCUUGGCCGAAGUUCUGGUUCAGAUGACUGUGGCAGAUGUCUACUUCGUUCAUGAGCGUGGUAUGAUGAAUACCACCUAUUUCUGGUUCAUGACAGUCGGAACUACCCUGUCACCACUAGCCGGCGGGUACAUUACCCUGUCUCAAGGUUGGAGAUGGGUAUGGUGGUGGAUGGCCAUUCUAUUUGGAGUCGGUCUUGUCGCUCUUUUUUUCUUCUACGAGGAAACGAUGUUCAACACGGAAGCCAUUGACGGUGUUGUCGUCCGAGACAACUUGGCUUCAGCCCCUAGCAAUCACAAGCAUGACCCGGAAGCCUUGCCCCCGAAAGUCAUCCAUGACAUUAAAGACGGAUUUCAACCCGAAGCAGUCCAGCUUGAUUACUCUAUUCCUAAGAAAAGCUUUUUGAAGAAGCUGGCACCAUGGUCGAACUCACCUCUGCCAUUUGGCCAGUUAGUCAAACACAGCUACCAUCCAUUCUUAAUUAUGUUCAGCAUCCCGGCUGUAUUCUACAUGGCACUCGAGUACGGUAUUAUGGCUGCAUGCACGACUGUCCCCGUCACUACACUAUCUUCUGUUAUGACACUACCGCCGUAUAACUUCGGAUCUGCACAAAUUGGUCUCAUGGGCCUUCCACCCUUUAUUGGAACUAGCCUUGCAACCCUCAUCUGUGGACCCUUGAGUGACAGAAUUGGUCUCUACCUUGCGAAGAGAAACGGAGGCAUCUUUGAGCCGGAGAUGCGCCUCUGGCUAUGCCUAGCAUUCACCCCAUUUGUUCCAGCAGGUCUUUUCAUGUUUGGCAUCGGUCUGAACAACGGGUCGCACUGGCUUCUUCCGGCAUUUGGUCUUGGAGUCAGCGCAUUUGGAGUCGUUCCAGCUAGCAGUGCUGCACUGACUUAUCUUACUGACUCGUACACCGAUAUCAUCGCGGACUCGAUUGUCGGCGUCACUUUUAUACGUAAUCUCAUCUCUACUAUAUUUGUUUUUGCCCUUUCGCCAUGGUGCGACCGUGUUGGCUUGACGUGGUUCUAUGCAACCUUCGGCUUGAUUGUGGGAGUGAUUAUGCUUGGAAAUCUUGUUUUCAUUUAUUAUGGAAAGGCUUUCCGAGUGAAGUGUGCGAGUAAGUAUCGGCACUUCAGUGCUCAGAAAUCCAUCUAA
Molecule: messenger RNA, 1626 nt
Organism: Penicillium maclennaniae
Lineage: Eukaryota; Fungi; Ascomycota; Eurotiomycetes; Eurotiales; Aspergillaceae
Exons: 5
Coding region: 1-1626 (541 amino acids)
Biological process (GO): transmembrane transport
Molecular function (GO): transmembrane transporter activity
Source: RefSeq, a predicted model, not a curated record